AAAACCCUAGCAACUUCUUCUCAUCGCUUCUCUCAGAACUCACGAACUCGGAGACGAAGAAGAUGACGGUAGAAGCAGUGAACCCUAAGGCGUACCCAUUAGCUGAUUCUCAGCUAUCGAUAACAAUCCUCGAUCUUGUUCAACAAGCUACGAAUUACAAACAGCUUAAGAAAGGAGCCAAUGAAGCUACGAAAACAUUGAACCGUGGGAUCUCUGAGUUCGUGGUUAUGGCUGCUGAUGCUGAGCCUCUCGAGAUUCUUCUUCACCUUCCUCUGCUCGCUGAAGAUAAGAAUGUGCCGUAUGUGUUUGUGCCAUCGAAACAAGCCCUUGGAAGAGCAUGUGGUGUAACAAGACCCGUUAUCGCUUGUUCGGUUACAUCAAACGAGGCUAGCCAGUUGAAAUCUCAAAUUCAGCAGCUUAAGGAUGCCAUUGAGAAGCUCCUCAUCUAAGGUUUUUUGGUUUAGGGUAUGAAUGAUGGGUCUCUUCCAUUUAUGGAAAAAAGGCUUUGACUGAAGCGAGUUUCUCUGCAACUUUUAGAUUAUGCUAUCUGUGUUUUGAAGAUUGUACUGUUUUUUUUUUCUUUUUUUUUUUCAAUAUUGUGUUGGUGCAAAUGCAGUUUUGAACAACAACAGUUAUUUCUGAAUUGAGUUUCUUAGAUUUUGAUUA
This is a messenger RNA of Eutrema salsugineum, 666 nucleotides long. Its product is annotated as NHP2-like protein 1. Gene Ontology annotation, cellular component: small-subunit processome; U4/U6 x U5 tri-snRNP complex; precatalytic spliceosome. Gene Ontology annotation, molecular function: RNA binding. The coding region runs from base 63 to 449 and encodes 128 amino acids. NCBI's taxonomy places the organism in Eukaryota, Viridiplantae, Streptophyta, Magnoliopsida, Brassicales, Brassicaceae. Gene Ontology annotation, biological process: maturation of SSU-rRNA; ribosome biogenesis; mRNA splicing, via spliceosome. The record is from RefSeq and is a predicted model, not a curated record. The transcript has 2 exons.